GGGUAGGAGUGGGAGGAGGAUCAUCUUCAGUGUGGGUGGUCCUGAGGAGGAUGAAGAUGUUUUUGAGGAUGGGUACGGAGGAGAAGAGGAAUGAGGAGUUGUUGUGUUUUGCGAAAUGGAAUGGGCGUUCCAUUCCGUAACGUACGUUUUUUUUUUUUUUAGCGCGCCUUUGCGCUGCUUGCUUGCUUGCUUGGGUUGCAUCGCGUCACGUCGCGUCGAGGCGGCGAAGUUGGCGUCGUCAUCUUCCGGAGGUCUUUUUUCAAUUUUUGGGUCAUGACUCCUCUAAUUUGCCCCCCCCCCUGUUAUGUCUCUGUUUACAUCGAUCUAUCCACUAUUCAUCGCAGCAUGCCAUCUUUUUCUCUCUCUUCCCCCCCCCCCUCCCUUUCCCAUUUUGUUUCCCACUCUCGCCACACUAUCUCUUCGCAGAAUGAUUCUCGCUUUCUUGUGUGAUCUUUCUGGACCUUGUGACUCGGACACCUUCGUAACGUGGACAAUAUUGACACAAUUGCUUUGUUUGUCAAGUUUUGUUUUGUGGUAUUUUUUUUUUUCUCCUUUUUCUCAUUUUCCCAAUAUUGGCGUCAUUCAUCCCGUCCUCUGCCCAUCGCCAUCUUUUUUAUUGUCAUAUUCUCGAACCUGGAUUUUGCCUUACACCUUGUCUGUUUUUUUUUUUUUUACUACUACUACUGGCCACCAAAUUAGUCAUCGAUGAACAACAUUUUUUUGCAUUGUUUUGCCUGCUUGCAUGUACAUUUGGAGCCAGUUCCGGCAAGGGAGUUCUUUUUUUUUUCUUCAUCGUACUAUGUAUCACGCAUUUAUUCUAGCCAUGAAAGCAAGUAUAGUAUUUCAGCCCAG
Molecule: messenger RNA, 852 nt
Organism: Cantharellus anzutake
Lineage: Eukaryota; Fungi; Basidiomycota; Agaricomycetes; Cantharellales; Hydnaceae
Exons: 2
Source: RefSeq, a predicted model, not a curated record